Electrophorus electricus (electric eel) is the source of this 3849-nucleotide messenger RNA. RefSeq names its product glutamate receptor, ionotropic, N-methyl-D-aspartate 3A (gene grin3a). NCBI's taxonomy places the organism in Eukaryota, Metazoa, Chordata, Actinopteri, Gymnotiformes, Gymnotidae. Gene Ontology annotation, biological process: monoatomic ion transport. Gene Ontology annotation, molecular function: signaling receptor activity; ligand-gated monoatomic ion channel activity. Gene Ontology annotation, cellular component: membrane. The record is from RefSeq and is a predicted model, not a curated record.
AUGGGGGAGGAACCCACUGGACAAUUUUGGGGGGGCCCUGUGUAUGGUCUGGGGUCAGACUCUGCUGAUUCCCACGGAGACCAGCCAGACUAUGAGAACCAGCACUCGGAGGUGGACUUCGCUGGGUCCAAUGACCCCUACAUGGACUAUUAUGAGGGCUACGCUGUGUAUGGAGAGAGAGGGGAGUACAUCGACGUCAGUCUGCGGUCAGACUUGGGAUCAGAUUAUGUGCAGGAUCCACUGAUGGAGGUGGAGGAGGUCCUCCAUGGGGAUUCUCUCGCGGACAGGCAUGCAUACAGCCCCGGAACUCAUGCGCCUGUACCUAAGCCUCAUAGAGGCAAGGGGGAGGUGACACCAGUGCCCACCCCAGAGACUGGCAAAGUAACUGGUGCGCCUCCUGGAAUGGGGGUGUGGAAGUCACUGCCCCCCAAAUUGGCGAGGGGCGAUCCCCCACAGAAGCCUGUUGGUGGCCAGGAGUUCAACUUUGCUGCGCCUAGGUUAUUUACCGAAGAGCGAUCUAACUGCCGCUUUGCAGGGACCAGGAGGCAGGCAGCGCCAGGCGCCUUGAUGUUUGUUUUGGCUCCUGCUUCCCUUGCUCAUCCACAGCCAUGUCAGAUUUUGAAAAGGAUAGGACAUACAGUGAGAGUUGGGGCCCUAGACCUUCAGCCCCGUGUAGUGAGGCAAAAUUCUUCCAGAAGAAAAGGUUUCAACUGGGAGUGGGAUGCAGAUCGAGAAACAGGCGACAAUGGGCUGGAAUUAAUCACAAAAAGUGUGCAUGAACAUGGCUUAAGGGGCAUUAAGACUAGGGGCUCAGUGAAUAACCAACAUAAAGGUGCCAAAAGUAUAAACAUGUUCAAAGAAGUGGAAACUGAGAGAAUGUUUCUACCAAGAGACUCUGUAUUACUUGCUAUGGAGACCCUUAACCGACUGCCAGGUCUUUUACCAUACAACUUGUCGUUGGAGAUGGUGAUGGCUGUUGAAGCAGGUCUUGGGGAAUUACCAGCCUUCUCUUUUUCUUCUUCCUCUGCACCUGUGUGUACCGACCCAGCGUCUUUCCUCCAAAGUGUUUGUCACACUGUGAUUGUUCAAGGAGUUUCUGCUAUAUUGGCAUUUCCUCAAAACAGAGACGAAUUGGUGAAGUUGGAAUUUAUAUCAUCUUCACUUCAGAUUCCAAUCAUUAGCGUCGUUCAAAAAGAGUUCAAACGACAGAGUCAGAACUCCCUCCAUUUCCAGAUGGCCAUGCAGAAUCCUCCAAUUCCUCAGGCAGACCUAAUCUUCUCCCUCUUGUCCAUUAAUAACUGGUAUGAAGUCAGUCUCAUAAUGUGCCAAGAAGUGAACAUUUCCAGAUUUGUGUUCCUGCUCCGCAACAAUUCCAGAUUUCACCUGGGAACAGUUGUUAACAUUUCUACCAACAGCAGCAACAAAAGUGACUUGCAGGCAUCCCUGCUGGGUCACCUGGAAUCUAUCAAGGACUCUACAUCCACCAUAGUGACUUUUGGGUGUGACAUCCGGGACAUAAGAAGGAUCUUUUUGACUGUGGAAAAGUUUGGUUUAAUGCUGCCAGACUACCACUGGAUUUUAGGUGACUUCCAAAUCGUAGAGGAGUUAAGAACAGAGGGGCUACCACUGGGACUUCUGGCCCACGGGCGAAUGGGGCAGCCUUCUCUAGACCACUAUGUCCAGGACACUUUAGAGUUUGUAACAAGGGCUGUUGGAUCAGCUGCCUUGGUAUCUCCAGAGCUUGCCCUUAUUCCCGGAAUCACAAACUGCAUGGCAAUUGAAGGAAAAAAUCUCACGUCAGGAAAAUAUCUUUCGAGAUUCAUGGCUAACACAUCCUUUGAUGGUGUAAGUGGCUACGUUCAUGUUCUGGAAGAAUCUGUCAUUACCUCUGAAAGCUAUCACUUCAUCUGGAACCUGCAGCAUGAUCCAAUUGGGAACCCCAUGUGGACCCGGCUGGGUAGCUGGAAGCAGGGCAGAGUAGUAAUGGAUUAUGGAUCUUGGCCCACCAAGAAGCAGUCUUACCCAGGGGGUGACUGGAGACAUUCCACACGGAUGCACUUGCGGGUGGUAACCCUCGUCGAGCACCCUUUUGUGUUCACGCGUGAGGUUGAUGAGGACGGCCUGUGCCCUGCUGGGCAGCUUUGCCUUGACCCACUGACAAACAACACAGACCUCCUGGACAGCCUCUUCCAGGGCCUGCAGGGGGGCAAUGACACUGUGCCCAUGGAGCUGAAGAAGUGUUGCUAUGGCUACUGCAUUGACUUGCUAGAGAAGCUGGCCGAGGACAUGGGCUUCAACUUCAACCUCUACACUGUCGGGGAUGGAAAGUAUGGUGCCUACAAGAAUGGCCGCUGGACGGGACUGGUGGGUGACCUCAUGAGUGGGGCGGCGCACCUGGCUGUCACCUCCUUCAGCAUCAACUCAGCCCGCAGCCAGGUGAUCGACUUUACCAGCCCCUUCUUCUCCACCAGCCUGGGCAUCCUGGUCAGGACGAGGGACACAGCUGCGCCUAUCGGGGCCUUCAUGUGGCCCCUUCACUGGAGCAUGUGGCUGGGGAUAUUUGUGUCUCUGCAUGUAACGGCAGUAUUUCUCACGCUGUAUGAGUGGAAGAGUCCUUUCGGGAUGACUCCAAAGGGCAGGAACCGGGACAGGGUCUUUUCCUUCUCCUCAGCACUUAAUGUGUGCUAUGCCAUCUUGUUUGGAAGAACUGCCGCCAUUAAACCUCCCAAGUGCUGGACAGGUCGAUUCCUUAUGAACCUCUGGGCUAUAUUCUGCCUGUUUUGUCUGUCCACAUACACAGCCAAUCUUGCUGCUGUAAUGGUUGGGGAAAAAACCUAUGAACAGCUCUCAGGUAUACAUGAUCCUAAGCUCCACCAUCCAUCACAAGGUUUCCGUUUCGGGACUGUUCGCGAGAGCAGCGCUGAGGAUUACGUGAAAAAAAGCUUCCCUGAGAUGCAUGAAUACAUGAGGCGAUAUAAUGUGCCUGCAACACCAGAUGGAAUAGACCACCUCAAAGAGGACCCACAAAAACUAGAUGCUUUUAUCAUGGACAAAGCCCUCUUAGACUAUGAAGUGUCUAUUGAUGCUGACUGCAAAACCCUCACAGUGGGAAAGCCAUUUGCAAUCGAAGGCUAUGGCAUUGGUCUCAAACAGAACUCCCCUCUGACUUCAAAUAUCUCAGAGUUGGUCAGUCAGUACAAGUCUGAUGGGUUUAUGGACAUGCUGCAUGAUAAGUGGUACAAAGUGGUGCCCUGUGGAAAAAGAAGUUUUGCUGUGACAGAGACUUUACAGAUGGGGAUCAAACACUUCUCAGGGUUAUUUGUAAUGCUGAGUGUAGGAGUUGCCUUGUCUCUCGUCACCACUAUUGCCGAACACAUUGUCCACCGCUGGGUCAUACCCAGAAUGCAGAGAAGACCACAGCACAAAUACUGGCUUCACACAAGUCAAAGAUUACAUCGAGCUCUUAACCCAGCCUUCAAUGAAGAAAAGUUAUCGACAAUUGUGAAACCAGAGAAAACGUGCAACCUUGGAAAUAACCAACAAGCUCUGUGGAAUGCCUCGGAGAAUUGCACACAACGGCAUCUGUCCAGCCAGGAGGGGCAGCAGAACGACCUGGACUGCUUCCAGUGCAAAGAGCCCCCUCCCCCGCAGGCGAAGAGGCAGCUCCCUCUACAGGCCGCAUCCAAUGGGAAAACAGACCUGCUGGGCCUUGCAUGCAGCCCUGUAGUGCAGGAGCUGUCAGACCUAGAGACCCAGAUUCAGAUCAUCAAACAGCAGCUGCAGCUGGCAAUCAAAAAGAAAAAGGAACUAGAGCAGUAUCAGCAAACAAAAAUGGCACCCGAGCCCUAG